GAUGUAUUCAGAUAAAGAAGUACCUGUGUGCUUAUCAGCAAGGACAGAACUUAUUAUCAUACAUGUAAAAAUUCAUUCUGAGAUUUCACUUCUGAGCCCGAGUGCCCUCUUUGUCUGGUCCUUAUGAUAUAAUAGGAUAUUGAAACUACAUAUCCAUUAUGCAGUAUGAUAGCGCAUCUCCGUCUUACAGUAAGGACAGUUCUGCUGCUGUAAUGCCGGAGAUAUUCUUCUUCGAACGAGAUAUCGAGAAAAGAGGGUUGCUGAAUGAGAGGAGCAGUGUCGAGUGCCAAUAUACCAGUACCAUCCGCUCCAUCUGCUGGCUUGAAGGGCCACGAAGGAUGGAGCCUCAGAGAUCUGUUGACCCUGGACAGUUCAGCGCUACUCAUGUUCCUGCUCCCCCCAAGGAAUUGUCAAAGCAAGCAGCUGCACGCAGGAACUGCCGCGUGACUUUCGAAGAUUCCGAGUCCGGGAACUAUAUCAACUGCAAAGUUCGCCUCACUUUGGAUCCUCAGAAUCCUAACAUAAUACUCAGUGUUGGUCUUCAGACUGAUGCUAGUCCCCGUGCACGGUUGACGUUCACCGUUGACAACAGCACCAUCAAGAUGGGGGUCGAAGCGCCCAACGACGCUCUUUGCGAAGCCAUUCAGGAGACUCGCGAAAGGAUCCCGCGGCUAUUUGAGGGUAUCGUCACUGCCUGGGUGUAUCUAGUUGAGUUACGCGGUCCUCCUCUCCAGACCGGAGAGUACUGGAGACUCGAAAGUCAGGAAAGGGAGAGAUGGGAUGCGUUGUGUAGACGAGCAAGUCAAUGCCGUCAAAUGGUCAUCUGCGAAAGAUGGAUGCCCACAUACAAAUACACUCGGGAUAUCCAUUCCUGGUUCACUACCGCGACAUCAGCUAUAUCCGACCCGUCUCGUCCAGUCAUUCCGCUGUCCAGAUCGCCAUUGCAAACUGCUCCUGAUAGACAGGCAGUUCACCUAGCGCCACUUGGAGCGUAUAAGCGUGAAGAGCAAAGGCCCCCAUUAGCUAUGAAACGUUCUCGCAGUCGCUCUCCUGUUCUGGGUCGUGGGGUCUGGCCUCCGAGGUCCGAGCACGAUCCUCGCAGCCAUGGAUCUCGUGGGGCGGGCUCGUUUUACCGCCGCCGUUCAAACAGUCCUACUCGACGCCCCAGGGGUUAUCGCGACCGUCCUGAGACUAUCCGGCAAAGUGAUGUGAAUGACCAGGCAUCGGGCUAUGACUUAGAGAAUGAUGUAUUGGAGAAGGAGAGAAAUCUGGCCCUGAUCGACCGACGGAUCGCUGAAAUUGAACUCGCAGCAGCAAGGAGGCGACUCGAAAGACGCUAAGAGAGAGCACGCGAUUCGGUGGAUGAAGAUGGACAGUGGAUGGGGUGAAAAUGACCUUGGCUAGCUGCCACUGAAUUAUGGCUACGAGCUACGUAUUGUCUUUUCUUUGACAGUUCAGGUCCACGAUCCGCUUGUAUUUGUCGCCGGUGAAAGCAGGCAUGAAGAGAGCGAUAUAUCCUUACAACGAUAAAGUUAGAGACAAAUGCUGGGUACAUAGAUCAAAUGUAACAGUCGAUAAUAAGGGCUUAAGCUCAAUUAAUAAUUCUUUUUAAUAUCAAAGGAUAGCAAUAUUGCUUUCCUAUAGUAAACUUAGAAAUUAGUAUGACGCCUUCCUCAUGUGGUGGCCGUGUAGUUGUCUACAGC
Molecule: messenger RNA, 1703 nt
Organism: Paecilomyces variotii
Lineage: Eukaryota; Fungi; Ascomycota; Eurotiomycetes; Eurotiales; Thermoascaceae
Exons: 3
Coding region: 159-1340 (393 amino acids)
Source: RefSeq, a predicted model, not a curated record